Messenger RNA from Astyanax mexicanus (Mexican tetra), 2110 nucleotides. It is a transcript of the gene pola2, whose product is annotated as polymerase (DNA directed), alpha 2. Gene Ontology annotation, molecular function: DNA binding. The coding region runs from base 149 to 1957 and encodes 602 amino acids. Gene Ontology annotation, cellular component: alpha DNA polymerase:primase complex. The transcript is spliced from 19 exons. Lineage: Eukaryota; Metazoa; Chordata; Actinopteri; Characiformes; Acestrorhamphidae. The record is from RefSeq and is a predicted model, not a curated record. Gene Ontology annotation, biological process: DNA replication initiation; DNA replication.
AGGAGAUAACCGCGCACAGGAUGUGACGUUUUCUCCGUUUUCGCGGCAAACUGAAGCGGAGCUCAACACAGUGAUGACAGAGCGCGCGCUGCUUUAACGCGGUUAACAGUUUUUUUCAGAUUUGUGCACUGGGCUGGUAAGAAGAGCGAUGGCGAACGUUACCAGUGAGAAGAUAAAGGACGAGCUGGAGACGUUUGAUAUAACGUGUGAGGAUGAUGCCGUGCUGGACAAGAUGAUGGAGCAGUGCUUAUGCCACAGAAUUAAAGGAGAGGAUAUUGUAAAUGAGUGGGUGGCUUUCAGCACAACAAAAGGCCUGUUAAAACUCACCGUGAAUAAUCUAGAGACGUUCGAACAUGAGGUUUUGAAUAAGAAACAUAAAGGCAAAAGCUCAUCAAAGGGGAGCAAGAUUAACAACACCAGAGAUGUGCAUUCCAUCCAGGACCUAAUCAAAGCGGAGGAGGAGGAAGAAAAUUUACUGGAUUCGUAUUCAACCCCCGCCAAGGGCUCCCAGAAACGUGCUCUUACCACCCCAGAACAUCCUCAGUCUAAGCGCAGUGCUGCUCGCCUCCCCAGUCCCGGUCUGCUGCUCUCUCCUGCCAGCUUCUCCCCCUGCGCGACCCCCUCUCAGAAGUACAGCAUGCGUGGAGCUCGGGGGGAGGUGGUGGCCAUGUUCGGGGCUGUGCAGGGUCCCCGCUGGUCAGGGAAAGGCCAGACCGCUGUGCAGGUGGAUCUGCUCGAGGGACGCGAGGACUCACUCACCAGCUCCUAUAAAUACAUGUUCCAGAGGCUCAGAGAUGUGCGAGAUGUUCUGACAGAAAAGAUUGAAGUCCUGGGGGAGGAGCUGAGGACUCAUUUCAAUAUAGAGGAGUUCUCUCCUGCGUCGCUACCUGCUCAGGACACGAUCUCUGUGCUGGGUCAGGUGUGCUGUGACAGUAAUGGGAAGCUGAACGCUCAGUCUGUGCUGUUAGAGGCGAGUCAGGAGCACGGGGCCAGACAGGUACCUGUCGAUCUGUCUGAGCUCAAAGACUACUCGCUGUUUCCCGGCCAGGUUGUUGUGAUGGAAGGUAUGAACACCUCUGGUUCAAGACUUGUCGCCUCCAAACUCUAUGAGGGUGUUCCCUUACCUUUCUACUCCACUUCAGAGCUAAAGCAGGAAAUGAAUGAAGGAUCUGAGCCGGUGAUGGUGAUGGUGGCCUGUGGGCCGUACACUCCCUCUGACAGCCUGGCAUACGACCCUCUGAUCGACCUGAUUAAUAUUAUUAAUAAAGACCGCCCGGACGUCUGCAUACUGCUUGGACCAUUUGUUGAUUCUAAGCAUGAGCAGAUUGAGAAAGGGCAGGUGACCGAAACGUUUGAAACCAUCUUCCACAAGUGUGUGGACAGCGUCGUGGAUGGAACCAGAGGCACGGGAUGCAAGUUGGUGUUAAUUCCAUCUCAGCGAGAUGUUCAUCAUCAUUACAUUUACCCUCAGCCUCCGUUCACUCUACCAGAUCUAAAGAAGGAUGACGUGCAGCGAGUCACGUUGGCCCCUGAGCCGUGCACACUGCUGAUUGGUGGAGUAACCUUGGGCUUGACCUCUACAGACAUCCUGUUUCACAUGGGAGCUGAGGAAAUCAGCAGUGCUACUGGCUCGGAUCGGUUCUCCAGGAUCAUGAAGCACAUGCUGACUCAGCGCAGCUUUUACCCUCUCUACCCCCCUGCUGAGGAGGUUAAUAUGGAUUAUGAACGGUUUCAGCAGUACGGCCUGCUGCCCCUAACUCCAGACGUUCUGAUCACCCCCUCUGAACUGCGCUAUUUUAUUAAGGACGUGAUUGGCUGCGUUUGUGUGAAUCCAGGGCGUCUAACGAAAGGACAGGUGGGUGGGACCUAUGGGAGGUUACUCCUCCAGCAGAACCCGGUGCAGGAGGAGGGGAAGAGAGUGAACCCAUGCUUAGCAGCUCAGGUGGUGAAAAUCUAAACCCAUCGAUCAGUAUCCAGGUUUCUGUGUGAUUUUUGUUUAAGUUCUGCUGCAAUUAAAUUACUUUUGUAUGUUUAAUUUUCUUUUUUAUAUCUGUAGUACAUUUUUACACUAAGGUGAGUUGUGACAAAAAUAAAAUGUACAGUAAUUGGA